This is a messenger RNA of Cricetulus griseus (Chinese hamster), 1280 nucleotides long. NCBI's taxonomy places the organism in Eukaryota, Metazoa, Chordata, Mammalia, Rodentia, Cricetidae. The record is from RefSeq and is a predicted model, not a curated record.
CGCCGCCGGCGGUCUCCAGUUCCCGAGGACGCGCGACCGGACACCGGGUCCCGCCGCAGCCGAGGACAGCUCGCCGCUCGCAGCAGCGAGGCCUGGGGCGGCCCUUCAGGGGGACCUUUCCCAGACCGCCCGGAUGUGCACGAAAAUGGAACAGCCUUUCUAUCACGACGACUCAUACGCAGCGGCGGGAUACGGUCGGACCCCUGGCAGCCUGUCUCUCCACGACUACAAACUCCUGAAACCCACCUUGGCACUCAACCUGACGGAUCCCUACCGGGGUCUCAAGGGCCCGGGAGCGCGCGGCCCGGGCCCAGAGGGCAGCGGGGCAGCAGGCAGCUACUUUUCGGGUCAGGGAUCAGAGACAGCGGCCACCAUCAGCUACCUCCCACACGCACCACCCUUUGCGGGCGGCCACCCGGCACAGCUGGGCUUGGGUCGCGGCGCCUCCGCCUUUAAGGAGGAACCGCAGACCGUACCAGAGGCACGCAGCCGCGACGCCACCCCGCCGGUGUCCCCUAUCAACAUGGAAGACCAGGAGCGCAUCAAAGUGGAGCGAAAGCGGCUGCGGAACAGGCUGGCGGCCACCAAAUGCCGGAAGCGGAAGCUGGAGCGCAUCGCGCGCCUGGAGGACAAGGUGAAGACGCUCAAGGCUGAGAAUGCGGGGCUGUCGAGUACUGCCGGCCUUCUCCGGGAGCAAGUGGCCCAGCUCAAGCAGAAGGUCAUGACCCACGUCAGCAACGGCUGCCAGCUGCUGCUGGGGGUCAAAGGACACGCCUUCUGAGCGCCUCCCUCGCUCGCCCCGCACGGACACCCCGGCCGGGAAGGCUGGACGCCCGCCCCCCCCUGGGGUGAGGGGGGCGGGCGAUGGGCACCGGCCCGGAGGUCUGGAGCGCCGCGCACACACUGGACUCUGGCUCGCUCGCCUGCGCCCAGUCCUUCCACCUCGACGUUUACAUGGCCCCCCCUUCCAGCGUAUUUUGUAUGUUUUUUUUUUUUUCUGGGAAGAGACCGGAUUCAUAUUGAAUAUAAUAUAUUUGUGUAUUUAACAGGGAGGGAGAAGGGGGCUACGCUAUCGCGGCGGAGCUGGCCCCGCCGCCUGGUACUCAGCCUGCCGGGACACUAGGGAGGGACCUCCGCCCCCUGCCCUCCCCCUCUGCACAGGACUGUGGAGAAGAAACACGCACUUCGUGUCUAGAGUCUAUUUUAAGAUGUGUUUGUGUGUGUGUGUGUGUUUGACUUUUUAUUGAAUCUAUUUAAGUAAAAAAAAUUGUCUUUAUUAA